UCUCUCUCUCUCUCUCUACCUCUCUCUUUCUCUCUCUUCAUCUCUCGCUCCGUCUGUGUGCGUCAAUCACAGAUUCAGAGCAGGUUUGCACUCUUGCAUGGAUGGAUCCUUCAAACGCUUCACAGCAGGCCAUGUCUAGCCAGUCAAUCGAAGAUGUGUUGGGUUGCCCAAAACCACAGCAGGAGAGGAGACUCAGGCCACAACCAGAACACGCAUUAAAGUGCCCUAGAUGUGACUCCAGCAAUACCAAGUUCUGUUACUACAACAAUUACAGUCUCUCACAGCCUAGGUACUUCUGUAAGGCAUGUAGAAGAUAUUGGACCAAAGGAGGAUCACUGAGAAAUGUUCCAGUGGGUGGAGGUUGCAGGAAGAACAAGAGAUCUUCAUCAUCAUCAUCAUCAAAACGGAUGACUACACAAGACCAAUCUCUCACUGCAACAAACUCUAAUAACCCAAUCCAUACCCUCCCACCCUUUGCUUAUGACUCCAAUGACCUCAGCCUUGCCUUUGCUAGGCUUCAGAAACAACCCACCAGGCAGUUAGGCCUUGAUGACCAUGAGAAUUCUCUUUUGGGAAACCCUAAUAAUGCCAACCACUGUGACAUCCUUGGAAACCCUGAUACCACCACCACCACCACUACAGGUCCUGGUUUUCUUGAUGCUCUUAGGAGUGGGUUUCUUGAUACUUCCUUAAAUGGGUUUCAUCAUAAUUACUACUAUGGGUUUGGGAAUGGAAACCUGGGAGACUUAGAAGGUGGCGGUGCCGCCAGCUGCGGAGGCGGUGGUAGUGUCGGUGGUGGUGAGAUGGUGUUCCCUUAUGAGGAAACAGCAACAACUGCAACAGUAACAACGAUCAAACAAGAGUAUCACAGAGGUAAAGAUGGAGAGAAUAGAAUUUUGUUUGGGUUUCCAUGGCAGGUUAAUGGAGAUGGAAACAUGGGUGGUGUGGACUCAGGAAGAGAAAGCUGGAAUGGAUUUGGGUCUUCUUGGCAUGGACUUGUUAACAGUACUCCUCUGAUGUAGUAUCUAGUUCUUCUUCAUGGUCUCAUGAAUGAAGUGUCUUGUGCUCUCUUACUAUAAUCUCUUUUUUCUUUUUUGGGUUCUUCUUUUUGUUCUUUUUUGUUCUUUGUCUCUGUUGUAAUGACUGAUAUACUAAUGGAUUCUCUGAUUUGUUUUCUAA
Messenger RNA from Macadamia integrifolia, 1179 nucleotides. Its product is annotated as dof zinc finger protein DOF3.2-like. The record is from RefSeq and is a predicted model, not a curated record. The coding region runs from base 102 to 1022 and encodes 306 amino acids. Lineage: Eukaryota; Viridiplantae; Streptophyta; Magnoliopsida; Proteales; Proteaceae. Gene Ontology annotation, biological process: regulation of DNA-templated transcription. Gene Ontology annotation, molecular function: DNA binding; DNA-binding transcription factor activity. The transcript has 3 exons.